AUGGAUUCCCAGGGUGGUCAGUACCUCAACAAGAAGGCCCUCUGCUCCCCACUGGGUGCUGCCCGCCUCUGCCAGUUAGCCUUGGGCUGUGCUGUGAUUGCAAUGGUAACCCACAGUGCAGGCUACAGUGGCUCACAGGGGGUGUUUUGUAUGGCAGCGUGGAGCUUCUGCUUCGCCAUGUCGGUUGUGGUGUUUUUCCUGGAUGCCACUCAUCUCUACAGCUGCCUACCUGUGUCCUGGGACAACCUGACGGUCACAGGUGCUGCCUUCGCAACACUCUUGUAUGUGACGGCCUCUGUGGUCUACCCACUCUUCUUCGUCCAAUCUGAGUGCCCAUAUGCCGGCUGUGACGUCCUAUAUUUCCGCAUCGCCGUGACUGUCUGCUCUAUACUGGGUACUCUGGCCUAUGGGGCGGAGGUUGCCUUAUGUCGAGCCAGGCCAGGCCAGGCUAUGGUGGGCUACAUGGCCACUGUCUCUGGCCUCCUCAAAGUGGUUCAGGGCUUUGUGGCUUGCAUUAUCUUCGGAGCUCUGGCCAACAGGAGCGAGUAUUCCCGAUACGCGGCUACAAUCUACUGUGUGGUCGUCUAUGCUUUUUGUUUUGUUGUGACUGCGCUGGUGGUCAUCAUGACAGUGUGUGGGCGUACCAAGGCUGUGCGCUGUAUGUCAUUUGACCGCUUUGUGGUGGUGUGUACCCUGCUGGAGGUCCUCCUCUACCUGAGUGCUUCAGUAGUAUGGCCGGUAUUCUGCUUUGACACCAAAUACGGCUCUCCGUGGAGACCGUCAUUGUGUCCUCGGGGAAGAUGUCCAUGGGACAGCAAGGUGGUCAUAGCUGUGUUCUCUUUUGUCAAUUUUGUACUGUAUGUGGCGGACCUCAUUUAUUCCCAAAGGAUAAGAUUUGUCUCCUCACACGUUCCCAGCAUUUCUCGAGCGUAG
Molecule: messenger RNA, 933 nt
Organism: Cheilinus undulatus (humphead wrasse)
Lineage: Eukaryota; Metazoa; Chordata; Actinopteri; Labriformes; Labridae
Product: myeloid-associated differentiation marker-like protein 2
Exons: 2
Coding region: 1-933 (310 amino acids)
Cellular component (GO): membrane
Source: RefSeq, a predicted model, not a curated record